Cucurbita maxima (winter squash) is the source of this 2687-nucleotide messenger RNA. RefSeq lists its product as uncharacterized. The record is from RefSeq and is a predicted model, not a curated record. The transcript is spliced from 16 exons. Lineage: Eukaryota; Viridiplantae; Streptophyta; Magnoliopsida; Cucurbitales; Cucurbitaceae. The coding region runs from base 176 to 2620 and encodes 814 amino acids.
UCAGUUCGCGUCCACUGGCUCUGCUGCUAAUCAAUUAUCUAACCUCCAAUUCUAACAAUUGAUCGUCAAUUUCUUGAUUUUCUUUCAUGUUUAUGGAGACGUAAUCGCAGCGUCAAUCGCAAACCGAGCAGUCAAAGAAGAAAGGAUUCGGGAAUUGCAGUCGGUUCUCAGUUCCAUGGCUGCAGAAUUGAACUCAAGCUUAUCAUUAUAUGGUUGUGUUUUUGUUUUCGCAUUGCUUGCAGUUCCAUUGGAGUCGGCAGCUCAAGCUUUCAGGAGAGAUCCGGGACACCCUCACUGGCAUCACGGAGCCUUCCAUACCGUCCGUGAUAGUGUUCGACAUGAUGUUCGUCGCAUGCUUCAUUCACGAGCUGAGGUUCCCUUUCAGGUUCCACUUGAAGUGAACAUUAUCCUUAUUGGUUUAAAUGGCGAUGGAGCCUACCGGUACUUCGUAGAUUCACACAAGCUACAAGAGUUUCUGAGAGACUGCUUCCCGUCUCAUAGGCCAUCAUGUCUUGAGACUGGCGAGCCCAUUGACAUUGAACAUCAUAUCAUAUAUAAUGCAUUUCCUGCAGGUCAGGCUGAAUUGAUAGCUCUUGAGAAAGCGCUGAAGGAGACCAUGAUUCCUGCUGGAACUGCAAGAGAGACUGAUUUUGGAAGGGAUGUUCCUUUGUUUGAGGUUGAAGCCACAGCCGUUGAACCCGUGUUUCAGAAGUUAUAUUCCUAUAUAUUUGACACGGAGAAUGAGGGAUAUGCUACUGCUGAGAGGGAUAGACUAAUGCCAAUUGCCAUAUUUCUUGUCAACUUUGAUAAGGUCAGAAUGGACCCCAGACAUAAAGAAAUCGAUCUUGAUAGUUUAAUGCAUGGGAAACUUGACCAGCUAAAUGAUGAAGAUAUGAAAAAACAAGAAGGAGAUUACAUUUAUCGUUAUCGAUAUGAUGGAGGAGGAGCUACUCAAGUUUGGCUGGGCUCUGGCAGAUAUGCUGUGAUUGAUCUCUCAGCUGGCCCAUGCACAUAUGGAAAAAUUGAAACUGAAGAAGGAAGCGUCAGUUCUAGAACUCUACCACGAUUGAGGAACGUGCUAUUUCCAAGAGGAUUUGGUGCAGCUACUGAUCAUUCUACCCAUGAUAAUUUUUUGGGGCAACUUGCUGCCCUAGUAUCAACCACUAUUGAACAUGUCAUUGCCCCUGAUGUCAGGUUUGAAACUGUCGAUAUGAUGACAAGGUUGCUUAUACCCAUAAUUGUCUUGCAAAAUCAUAAUCGAUACAAUAUUAUGGAGAAAGGCCACAAUUACAGUAUAAAUGUUGAAGCAAUUGAGGCAGAGGUUAAAAAGAUGGUUCAUGCUGGGCAAGAAGUAGUGAUAAUUGGUGGUGCACAUUUAUUACAUCGUCAUGAAAAGCUGGCCAUAGCUGUUUCAAAAGCAAUGCGAAGCCAUUCCCUACAGGAAACAAAGAAUGAUGGUCGUUUUCAUGUUCAUACCAAGACGUAUUUGGAUGGAGCUAUCCUUAGAGAAGAAAUGGAAAGGUCCGCUGAUGUGCUUGCUGCAGGUUUGCUUGAGGUGGCUGAUCCAUCUUUAUCUGAUAAAUUUUUCCUUCGCCAGGUUAGCAUAAAGCACUGGAUGGAUGAAAGUGAUGUUUCAAUUGAUUCAGUACUGAAACACAAACCUCACUGGGCUACAUAUCAAGCAAAAUUUAGCAAGAAGGUGAAGAAAACCGAAAAAAAGCCGGGGGAUUUGCAUCGAACUUAUGGAACUAGGAUACUUCCAGUUUUUAUCCUAUCAUUGGCUGACGUUGAUUCAAAACUCAUGAUGGAAGAUGACAGCCUAGUUUAUGCAAGCAAAGAUGUUGUCAUCGUACUCGAGCAUCAAAAUGAGAAGAUACCUUUGAGAUAUGUUUCCGAAACACACAGAAGAUAUGCCGAUCCAUCGCAGGCACAACGUCAUAUAUUGGCUGGGCUUGCUUCAGCUGUUGGUGGUUUGACUGCACCUUAUGAGAGAGCUUCUCAUGUUCAUGAGAGAGCAGUUGUAAAUUGGCUCUGGGCAGCUGGUUGUCAUCCAUUUGGGCCAUUCUCAAACACGUCUCAAGUCAGUCAAAUGCUACAAGAUGUUGCAUUGAGGAACAUAAUAUAUGCACGUGUAGAUUCAGCUCUUCACCGAGUCCGAGAUACAUCAGAGGCUGUCCAAUCCUUUGCAGCAGAACAUCUGAAAACUCCACUUGGCGAGCCGGUAAAAGGAAAGAAGAACAAGACAACAACCGAUCUAUGGUUGGAGAAGUUCUUUAAAAGAACCACCAACUUGCCCGAACCAUUUCCCCACGAAUUAGUCGAACGGCUCGAGAAAUACUUGGAUAACCUCGAGGAACAGCUCGUGGAUCUGUCGUCGCUAUUAUACGACCAUCAUUUACAAGAUGCAGAUUUGAACAGUUCGGAAAUAUUCCAGAGCUCCAUUUUUACACAGCAGUACGUGGAUUAUGUGUUGAUCGAAGAGAGAGAGAAGAUGAAGUGCUGCAGCAUUCAGUAUAAAUACCCAGUGGAGUCGUCUCAGAAUUUCAUGUAUGGAGGAAUUCUUCUAGCUGGGUUUGUAGUUUACUUUCUUGUCAUCUUCUAUUCAUCACCGGCCCACUAACUAAAACUAUUUAUAAUAUUUAAACACGUUUCUCAACCAAUAAGAAUUUAGAUAAUGAUUUUUUUUC